Molecule: messenger RNA, 1681 nt
Organism: Pollicipes pollicipes
Lineage: Eukaryota; Metazoa; Arthropoda; Thecostraca; Pollicipedomorpha; Pollicipedidae
Exons: 3
Coding region: 1-384 (127 amino acids)
Source: RefSeq, a predicted model, not a curated record
AUGUUGAAAGCAGGGGUGAAAGGGCAGUGCCUCAUUCUGGGAAGAGCAACAGCGCAGCUAGGGGUCACCUUUCGUCCGAAGCCUAUAAAGGUCAUAGUGCACCUGCUCCGCGGCACACCGCGGCGCGCCUCCAUUCUCUCAGCAAUCGCCACCGCCAAGCACCUGGCUCGUGACCGGUGUUGCCACAGCACAGUGACGCGCUUCGAGCCUUCAAUGUCGACCAUUUUCACUAUUCUGAUGCUGCUGCUGGCCACCCUGAGUAUGGUCAGCGGCCGCUGCCCGGACAACUGCCCAGAGAACUUCCACUGUCGGCUUAACACGCAUUGCUACCCGGAUAUCGACUUCGGUGGCCAGCAUCGACUCAUCUGCUGCCCGAGACGAUGACCUCCUGGAUAUGACUUGGAAGAACACGACAUACGGUACAAGACACCAUGAACACACGUGGAACCCGGAGUGAGCGGGCGGGCAGGCGUGGAGCACCGUGGCAUCCCAGCCAGACAGAAAAGGAUGAGAGUUCAACUCAGAGUAAAUUGUGUCGCCAUACUGGUGCUGUUUCAGUACUUUCUGCUUCCAUUGAACGUUGGAAGUGGGAUGGAUUUUACACAGCGCGCAAUGAACCGGAGACUUUGGUCACGUGUUGGAUAUGCUUGACAUGCUCACGUUCCAUUUUCGUGCGGAAGAAAUCACAGAUAAAAAUAUGUGAAGCGCAUGCUUUUGUUUCUGAUUGGGCUGCGUUGUAGUGAUAACGCGCACUGCUACGCAAUGCAUGCGCCACGAACGCGAGCGCAUGUCUUUUGCGGUAGUAUGGUGACAGUGCGCAUUGCUAUUAAUCGGAUUAUUGAACAUGCCUAAGCCGGCAGGUCAGGUCGGCAGUGCGUCGUGACACACGGGAGGAGAUUAACAGGCGUAUACGGGAGGGUGGGCCGAGCUCGAUGUGGCGCAGUGUGCAGCCUGUCGUCUCAUCUAAGCAGCCAACCAGGUCCACACCUGAUGCGGACGCGGACGACAUCAACCGGUACUUCGCCAGCAUUAGUACCGCGACCGUCCGCCAGGUGGACUCCUCAGGGCCGGAGCUGGCGGUACGCCUGCCGCGCGUGGCUACCGGCCGGUUCCGGGUAUCGCCCGUUGCGCCGGAGCAACUGCGAUGUGUCAUAGCCCGCGUGCGUAACGGUACGUCGUGCGGAGCAGACGGAUUGUGUAUCCGGUUUUUCAAACUGUGUGUAGACGCCAUUUGUCCCGUGAUCGCCCAUAUUGUCAAUUCAAGCCUGACAGCCCAUGUAGUUCCCGACUCGUGGAAGCUGACAAUAGCACAUCCUAUCCAAAAGACGCCAAAAUCCACUGAGGUUUCUAAUUACAGGCCUAUCUCAAUUUUACCGACUAUUGCUAAGGUUACCAAACGUGUAGUUUACGAGCAGAUGUUUGCAUAUUUUACCUCUCAUCACCUGUUCUCGUCUAGUCAACAUGGUUUUAGAUCAUAUCACCCCACUGACACGGCGCUUCUCACGGUAACUGACAAAGUUUUUGAGGUCAUGGAUCAAAGGGAAAUCACCUUGUUAUGCCUACUGGACCAAUCCAAGUGCUUUGAUAUUGUUCCACGCGAUGGACUUCUUAAAAAGCUCCAGCUGUACAAUGUUGAUGUACGUUGGUUUGCGAGGUACCUCCAAAAAUACAUUCAGCAGGU